This is a messenger RNA of Pistacia vera, 710 nucleotides long. Its product is annotated as inactive protein RESTRICTED TEV MOVEMENT 2-like. The transcript has 2 exons. Bases 88 to 591 code for a protein of 167 amino acids. Lineage: Eukaryota; Viridiplantae; Streptophyta; Magnoliopsida; Sapindales; Anacardiaceae. The record is from RefSeq and is a predicted model, not a curated record.
UCAUCCUGAGACAUUGCAGUUUGCUUAAUUAUAUUACAAUUUCACAAAAGAAACCAAUUAAGUGAGAAUUAAUACACAGAAAGAGAGAUGGUUGAGAAAUCACGAACUUGUGCAGCCAAUGAUGAUCUUGAACCUAAGCUUUCAAGUUAUGAGGAUUUUCAUCCUUUUGCCGAAUUGUGUACCGAAGACAAAGAUUAUAAUGUCUUAGCUGUUCAUCUUCCUGGAUUUAAGCAGCAGCAAAUAAUUAUCACGAUGCUGCGGCCAUCUCACAAAAUUCGAAUUCAAGGAGAGCGAAUAUGUGCAAAUAACAAACGGCAAAAAUUCAAUCAAUGUUAUAAAAUUCCACAAAAUUCUAACCUAAAUAAGAUCCAAGCAAGGUGGGAGAAUGAUUUUUUGAGAAUUAUGAUGCCAAAAGAGACCGUGACGCUGCUGGUUGCGGCAGCUAAAGAUCUGGAACAAGCUGCUGUGAAGUGUAAAACAGAGAGGCAGAUGCUGAUUAGCGCCGGCGUGGCGGCUCUUGUCUGCGUGGCGGCUCUUGCGGUUGCGGCAUUUGGAGCUUAUGUUUCCUGCAUAAUUGGAUCAAAAAGCUGAAGAUGAUUUGCUAGCUUGUUCUUGAAAUAUUAAAUGCUAGUGAUUAAGUUGUACGUAUUUUGUGUUUCAAUUGUGAAUUCUGAUCAAAAUACAUUUUACUUGAUGGUAUAAAUUAUUUA